Molecule: messenger RNA, 366 nt
Organism: Papaver somniferum (opium poppy)
Lineage: Eukaryota; Viridiplantae; Streptophyta; Magnoliopsida; Ranunculales; Papaveraceae
Product: dehydrodolichyl diphosphate synthase 2-like
Exons: 1
Coding region: 1-366 (121 amino acids)
Biological process (GO): response to cold; polyprenol biosynthetic process; plastid membrane organization
Cellular component (GO): chloroplast stroma
Source: RefSeq, a predicted model, not a curated record
AUGGUAGGAGUGGUGGUGGUGGUAAUGAUAGCGGAAAAAAGGUUUCAAAAGUCGUCCCCUUUUGAGCAGUUUGAAGCGGAUACUGGACAAGCUGCUGUUAGCGGUGCAAAAGCUUUGUCAGAGGGGGAAUUGCCGGCCGGCCUAAGGCACGAGCUUUUGCCAAAACAUGUGGCAGUUAUUGCUGAUGGAAGCCGGAGGUGUGCAAUAAAGAAAGGAAUGCCAUCUAUAUUAGGCCAUGGUGCUGGAAUGCAAAGUCUUCUGCAACUUGCUGACUUAUGUUGCAACUGGGGUAUUGAGGUUCUGAACGUAUUUCUAUUCUCUACUGAGAAUUGGGUUCGACCUCGUGUCAGUCAUCUCUCUAACUAG